Messenger RNA from Hipposideros armiger (great roundleaf bat), 1032 nucleotides. It is a transcript of the gene DBX1, whose product is annotated as developing brain homeobox 1. Gene Ontology annotation, biological process: cell differentiation in spinal cord; regulation of transcription by RNA polymerase II. NCBI's taxonomy places the organism in Eukaryota, Metazoa, Chordata, Mammalia, Chiroptera, Hipposideridae. Bases 1 to 1032 code for a protein of 343 amino acids. The transcript is spliced from 4 exons. Gene Ontology annotation, molecular function: DNA-binding transcription factor activity, RNA polymerase II-specific; DNA binding. The record is from RefSeq and is a predicted model, not a curated record.
AUGAUGUUCCCCGGCCUCCUCGCGCCCCCCGUGGGGUACCCCAGCCUCCUGCGCCCCACGCCCACCUUAACGCUGCCCCAGUCCCUUCAAUCGGCAUUUUCCAGCCACUCGAGCUUCCUGGUAGAGGAUCUGAUCCGCAUCAGCCGACCCCCUACCUACCUACCCCGCAGCGUGCCCACCGCCAGCAUGUCGCCCCCUAGGCAGGGGGCCCCUGCGGCUCUCACAGACACCGGGGCCUCGGACCUGGGCUCCCCCAGUCCGGGCAGCCGGCGGGGCGGAUCACCGCAGACUGCCGUCUCCCCUGCCAGCGAGCCCACGUUUCUGAAGUUUGGGGUGAACGCCAUCCUCUCCUCCUCGGCACCCAGAGCCGAAGCAUCCCCCGCCUUGCUCCAGAGCGUUCCUCCCAAGACCUUCGCCUUUCCCUACUUUGAAGGCUCCUUCCAGCCACUCAUCAGAUCUUCGUAUUUCCCAGCGUCCUCGAGCGUCGUGCCCAUCCCGGGGACCUUCUCCUGGCCGCUGGCCGCGCGUGGCAAGCCUCGCCGGGGCAUGCUGCGUCGAGCCGUUUUCUCCGACGUGCAGCGCAAGGCGCUGGAGAAGAUGUUCCAGAAGCAAAAGUACAUCAGCAAGCCGGACCGCAAGAAGCUGGCGGCUAAACUCGGCUUAAAAGACUCACAAGUGAAAAUCUGGUUCCAGAACAGACGCAUGAAGUGGCGGAACUCCAAGGAGCGCGAGCUCCUGUCCAGCGGGGGGUGCCGGGAGCAGACCCUUCCCACCAAACUCAAUCCGCACCCGGACCUCAGCGACGUGGGCCAGAAGGGCCCCGGGGACGACGAGGAGGAAGACGAGGGCCCCGGAAGCCCCCGCCACCGCCUGGUUUAUCACGCAUCCCCCAGCCCGCGGCACCCGCGGGACCCGCGGCUCGAAAGGCCGUUGCCCCCCUCACCCGCGCACUCAAGCAGCCCCGGCAAACCUUCGGACUUCUCCGACUCGGAGGAGGAUGAGGAGGGCGAGGAGGAGAUCACGGUGUCUUAG